Purpureocillium takamizusanense is the source of this 747-nucleotide messenger RNA. It is a transcript of the gene APS3, whose product is annotated as Sigma-adaptin 3A. NCBI's taxonomy places the organism in Eukaryota, Fungi, Ascomycota, Sordariomycetes, Hypocreales, Ophiocordycipitaceae. Gene Ontology annotation, cellular component: intracellular membrane-bounded organelle. Gene Ontology annotation, biological process: protein transport; vesicle-mediated transport. Bases 135 to 701 code for a protein of 188 amino acids. The transcript has 2 exons. The record is from RefSeq and is a predicted model, not a curated record.
CACCUCAGUACCACCACCUCAGUCACCUCCGGCUGGUUGCGAUCUGCCCAUCCAUCUCGCAUUCCUCAUCGGAGCCUGCGCCAGUUUGCGACAACGGCCAUGACGGAGCUGCAGCGCCUCGUCCUCCAACGACCAUGAUCAAUGCGUUUCUGGUCUUCAAUGGCCAGGGCCAGCCCCGCCUGACCAAGUUCUACACGCAGCUUGAGACGAGCAUCCAGCAGCGGCUGAUAUCCGAAAUCUUCACGCUGGUGUCGAACCGCCCAGCCGGGUCCUGCAACUUCCUGCCCCUCCCGCCGCUGCUGGCCGCGUCGGGCACCUCGCACACGUCGUCGCAGGAACAGAACGACGUGCCCUCGCUCGUCACGUACCGGCACUACGCGACCCUUUUCUUCAUCAUCAUCUCCACGUCGACCGAGUCGCCCCUCGCCCUCAUCGACCUGAUACAAGUCUACGUCGAGGCCCUGGACAAGCUCUUCGAGAACGUGUGCGAGCUCGACCUCAUCUUCAACUUUGAGACGCUGCACGCUACGCUGUCGGAGAUGAUCAUAGGCGGCGUGGUCAUCGAGACGAGCCUGGACCGCAUCGUCUCGGGCGUUAGGGCGCAGGGGACGGUGGCCAAGAGGCCCGUCAACGAGGGGCGGAGCGCGGGCCUGAGCUCUGGGCUCGGCAUGAGCGGGAGCUUUGCGUGGGCAGGGAGGUGAUGUGUGAUUCACGCCGUGACUAUCGGGGAGGAAGGAGUAGUCAUAU